UUACAGCAAGUUCAGAAAUAUUAUUGGAAGACAGCCAGCUGUGCUUUUUCAGGAAUGAUUCAGUUCUGCAUAAUGUUUUACAUUCCCAUUUCCAGCAAGACUAACUUGACUUUCUAAUUAACUAUAGGGAGUUUUCAUGUACAUUACAAAUCGGCAUGAAUUUGGAAGACUAAUUUCAACUGCAAAUUACAAUACAUCUCACUUCAACAAUGACUUGUGGCAGAUUUUUGAAAAUCCACUGGAUUGGAAGGAAAAAUACAUUCACCAAAACUAUUCAAAAAUAUUUACCCAGAAUCUGGCAGAGCAGCCCUGUCCAGAUGUAUUCUGGUUCCCCAUAUUUUCCGAGAAAGCAUGUGAUGAAUUGAUAGGGGAAAUGGAACACUAUGGAAGCUGGUCUGGUGGAAAGUAUAUGGAUAAGCGCAUUUCUGGUGGUUAUGAAAAUGUUCCCACAGAUGAUAUUCACAUGACGCAAGUUGAUUAUGAAAAGGAGUGGCUGCAUUUCAUCAGAGAGUAUAUUUCUCCAGUAACGCUCAAAGUUUUUUCUGGCUAUUACACAAAGGUAAGCUUGUAAGUGUACUCUAAAACAGGGGUUCAUGGAAUAUUUCUCGUCAUUAUUGGGAAGGAAAAAAAUAAUGGCACAGGCAUUAUUUCAACCCUUAGCUUAAUGACUGAUUGGCAGUGCAAUAACAGUAAAUGGUGUGAGAAUUUAUUUUUACAACAUGUUCUAUCCCUUCAUGUGAACACUUUCUAUAUAGUGUCUGUGAAGCUUUUGUCAGGCUGUGUGAACAGUCUGGCUGUAGUGGUGACGUCAGGCCAAGAAAUGAAACCAAACUACACAGCAACUGGGGGCGAAACUGAGA
Polyodon spathula (Mississippi paddlefish) is the source of this 860-nucleotide messenger RNA. RefSeq names its product procollagen-lysine,2-oxoglutarate 5-dioxygenase 2-like. Lineage: Eukaryota; Metazoa; Chordata; Actinopteri; Acipenseriformes; Polyodontidae. Gene Ontology annotation, molecular function: procollagen-lysine 5-dioxygenase activity. The record is from RefSeq and is a predicted model, not a curated record. Gene Ontology annotation, cellular component: endoplasmic reticulum. The transcript has 4 exons. The coding region runs from base 137 to 571 and encodes 144 amino acids. Gene Ontology annotation, biological process: peptidyl-lysine hydroxylation.